CCACAAUGCAGCGGGGCUAAGUAUUAACAUGGCGUCAAUGGUUGCUGUUUUGACCAGGGCCGUGGGAUUUGAAAAACAUUAUUUAGCACAGAACCAUGGAGACAGAUAAUCAUUGAUCCAAAAUCAACUUUCGAGCUGGAAACUAGCUCAGCCGGACGACCGCCGGGGGCACAGUGGCUAACAUUUUGUGGACAGCUAACAGCAAAGAGUCUCUAGGAAGUCAGCGUGAAUCAUUCCCAGAGCACAAGAAACAGCUUUUAAUGACUUUAGGUGGCCAGCUUCCCUGGUCAACCUCAUCACACUGUUGACCCCACCAGGGACACAAACAGCAGGACAAUAGGAAUGGAUGAGUCCAGAAGCCCGGGAAAAUCAAGCAAACAGUCUCAGCCCAGAGGGGCCAAAGCUUUGUCCAGCGAGAAGUCAAACAAGGAAGCUCCUGCUCAGAGGGAGGGCACCAAGUCUGCGCCCCGCAGACAAGAAAACGUCACCGCUGCAAAGGAUGAGCACAAUAUAGGCAGCCAGGGAAGCCGCGGACCAGGCAAGACUUUCACAGAUACACCCCUGGACAAGAGGAGAGGACGACCCUCCAGGCUGACUAGACUGACUGGAAGGACAAGUUCUGGGGAAAGAGGGAAGGGAAAAGUGACAAGCCCCCAACAGCAGCUGAUGGCACAGGCUGUGGACUCCAGGGCAUCUCUGUCUGCAGACAACAGCCCUUCAGCAAACAGAGAGACCAGCCCUCCUGCAGCACUGGGCACACCUGAGAAAGGUCUUACAGAGAGGGCCAAGAGUUCCACUGCAGCCCAUGCAAAGGAAAGAUCCCAUGGAGUGAGAACUGCUGCACUGAUGCAUCAGUCUGUUGAGCAGCGCACAGAGAGGAGGCUUAGUGUGGAGGACAGCCCCUUGACAGACCAACAGCUUGGCCUCCGGCAAGCAGAGGAGCGCCUCUACAGAGACUACAUCCACCGACUGUUGAAACAGUCUCCGGAGUACCCAACCUAUCAAUACUUAUGCAAGCUCUGCUCCGUGCACAUCGAGAACAUCCAAGGAGCACACAAACACAUCAAGGAGAAGAGACACAAGAAGAACAUAAUGGAGAAACAGGAGGAGAAUGAACUGCGUGCCCUGCCGCCCGCCUCUGUUGCCCAGCUGAAGGCGGUGGACGCAGCCGUCCUGGAAACAGCCACAGUGUACGGGAUCUCAGAGGAGGACUUCGAGGUUCGGAAGGCCGUGGUUGGCAGGAUGGAGGAGAUCAUCAAGAGGCACCUCUCAACUUGUGGUCUCCGCCUCUAUGGUUCAUGUCUUACCCGAUUUGCCUUCAAAACAAGUGAUAUCAACAUCGAUGUCACCCACCCUUCCUCAAUGACACAACCUGAGGUCUUGAUUCAAGUGCUGGAAAUCAUUAAGAACAGCUCUGAAUAUUCCGAGGUUGAGUCUGAUUUUCAUGCCAAAGUUCCUGCUGUCUUCUGUCGGGAUGCUAGCAGUGGCCUGAUGUGCAAAGUGAGUGCAGGCAAUGACGUUGCUUGUCUAACCACCAAUCACCUGGCGGCCCUGGCAAAACUUGAGCCUCGAUUGGUUCCUCUGGUGCUGGCCUUCCGCUACUGGGCAAGGCUGUGUCACAUUGACUGCCAGGCUGAAGGUGGCAUUCCCUCCUACUCCUUCGCCCUCAUGGUCAUCUUCUUCCUGCAGCAGAGGAGAGAGCCCAUCCUCCCUGUCUACCUGGGCCGCUGGAUCGAAGGCUUUGAUGUGAAACGUGUAGACGAGUAUCAUCUUACUGGAAUCUCGCUGGACAUGUUCGUCCGAUGGGAGCACAGACCUCAGAGCUCUACGGACGGACGAGGGGAGAACCGGAAUGAGGCUAGAGGAGAAGGAAGAGCAAAACCGGAUCAGAGGAAACCUGAAGAUGCUCAUUACUCUGAAGGCCUGACUCGGCUGACCUUGGACCUCAGAAAAGGCGUGUCCCUGGGCCAGUUGUGGUUAGAGCUGCUACGUUUCUACACGUUGGAGUUUGCUCUGGAAGAAUACAUCAUCAGCAUCCGCUUGAAGGAGCUCCUCUCUAGGGAAGGGAAGAACUGGCCUCGUCGCAGGCUCGCUAUUGAAGAUCCUUUCGCCCUGAAGAGGAAUGUGGCGCGCAGCUUGAACAGUCAGAUGGUCUUUGAGUACAUCCAGGAGCGCUUUCGUACGGCUUACAAAUACUUCGCUUGUCCUCAGAGAAGAGGCGCUGCUGGGUGUCAGAGAAGCAAGAAGGCAGGGAAGCAAGCUGCAAAGUUGGAAGGGGUUGAGAAGGCGGAGGCUGCUUGUGUAAACAAGAACGAAGAUGAUGAGGACAGUGAAAAAAGUCUGAGCACUCAGAGGGGGCGGAAGGAGGACAAGGAAGAUGACAGCGAAGAUGAAGAUGGUUCAGAUCCGUCCAGAAAGAAGGAUGAGAAGACUUUGGAUGCCAGUCUCAUGGACAUGGUUCUCAGUGAGGGGAACAAACCUUCCUUCUCUCCCAAUGGCCUGCUGGACAGCGACAAGGAGGAGGAGGAAGAGGGGGAGGAGGAGGAAGAGGGGGAGGAGGAGGAAGAAGAGGAGGAACAGUGCAGUGUUUUAGAAAAAGAAGGACCCAUUGCAUCAAAAGAUCUGCACUACAUAUUUGAUAGGAUGAUAUUUACUGGUGGAAAGCCUCCCACAGUGGUUUGCAGCAUCUGCAAACGGGACGGCCACCUGAAGGACGAGUGCCCUGAAGACUUCAAGAAGAUCGAGCUGAAGAUUCUGCCCCCCAUGAACGACCGCUUCAGAGAUAUUCUGGAUGGCCUCUGCAGAAUCUGCUAUUAUGAACUGUCACCCACACAUGCAGAGCAGCAGAAGAGGGAGCAGAUCCUUGGCAGCCUGGAGAGGUUCAUAAGGAAGGAGUACAAUGAUAAAGCUCAGCUCUGCUUGUUCGGCUCCUCCAAGAAUGGCUUCGGCUUCCGGGACAGCGACCUCGACAUCUGCAUGACUCUGGAGGGUCACGAGACAGCAGAGAAUCUGAAUUGCAAAGAGAUUAUUGAAGGUCUUGCAAAAGUGCUGAAGAAGCACACGGGUUUGAGGAACAUCUUGCCUAUCACAACAGCUAAAGUGCCUAUUGUGAAGUUUGAACACAGACAGAGUGGUUUGGAGGGAGACAUUAGCCUUUACAAUACACUGGCUCAACACAAUACAAGAAUGCUGGCUACUUACGCAGCUCUGGAUCCACGUGUGCAGUUCCUUGGAUACACAAUGAAGGUGUUUGCAAAGCGCUGCGACAUUGGGGACGCAUCAAGAGGAAGCCUCUCAUCUUAUGCAUACAUCCUGAUGGUGCUUUACUUCCUACAACAGAGGCAGCCACCAGUCAUCCCCGUCUUGCAGGAGAUCUUUGAUGGGAAAAUGGUUCCACAGCGGAUGGUGGACGGCUGGAAUGCCUUCUUUUUUGAUGACCUGGAAGAUCUGCGUCGCCUUCUCUCCGAUCUGCAGCCGAACACAGAGUCAGUGGGAGAGCUGUGGUUGGGACUCCUGCGCUUCUACACAGAGGAGUUUGACUUCAAGGAGCACGUCAUCAGCAUCCGCCAAAAGAAGCGCCUCACCACCUUUGAGAAACAGUGGACCAGCAAGUGCAUCGCUAUCGAAGAUCCCUUUGAUCUGAAUCAUAAUCUCGGUGCUGGAGUUUCCCGAAAAAUGACUAACUUCAUCAUGAAGGCUUUUAUAAACGGGAGGAAGUUGUUUGGAACUCCGUUCUACCCGGUCCCAGGCACUGAAGUGGACUACUUCUUCGACUCUAAGGUGCUGACAGACGGCGAGUUGGCGCCAAACGACAGGUGCUGCAGGAUCUGUGGGAAGAUCGGACACUACAUGAAGGACUGUCCAAAGAGGCGCAGGAUUAAAAAGAAGGAAAACGAUAAAGACGAGGACGUCAAAGAGGAGGAGCGGGAGCCAAAGGACAGACGAUGUUUCCAGUGUGGGGACACGGGCCAUGUAAGGAGAGACUGCCCUGAGUACCGCCACCUCAAACAGAGGACUACCGGAGCACCAGCUCCUCAUAUGGUACGAACUAUAGUGAACUCCCAGUCAGUCCCCAUUCCACAGGCAGCUGCUGACAUCCCUGGGAGGACCAGACAGCCCUCUGAAUGUUCUGACAGCCGGCAGACUCCACCCUACUCCCCGCAGCCAACGGUUGUUCCCCAAAGUUCCUCCCAGUCCUCCAGCUCCUCUCAGCCCUCCCACAGUAAGACCAGCUCUGCCGGUCCUAUGAAGCAGCCCGCUCACCCCCAGGUUCCCCUGUCUCUCUUCAGCUUCCCCACCUCUCACCCGAGCCAGUUCCACCCGGCAGCGCUCACCACACUGGGGAUUCUUCCUUCCCACCAGCACCAGUCACAUCACUCCCAGGGGCAGCCUCAUCACCCAGUCCACAUCCCCUCCACUUCCUGGCCCAUCCACGGCCCAGUCCUCACCUCGUCCUCCCCCACUGCCCCCUCCCCGCCUGGCCUGAAAUUUGCCCUGCGCUCUGCUUCGGGGAACGGGAGUCCCACGGGCUCGGGGGGCAACCACGGCCCGAUGAAUUUGAACGACCCUAGCAUCAUCUUCGCUCAGCCGGCGGGGAGACAGCUGGGCAUCAGCGGGCCUGGACGGGAAGGACACUGGCACAACCACAUGGCACAACCUGGGGCACUAAUGGGCAAUGGCACUGUAGUCAAGUCAGAUACAGGUCACCCAGCCCAGUUUGUAAAUGUGAGCCAAGGCUCUCGGUUAUGGGAGCACAACAAAGCACCGCAGUACGCCCUCUCUCCCUCCUGGCCCUACAGGAUGCCCCAGAACUUCAUCCAGCAGGGCAAUGGAGGCUACCAGCCCGGCAAACCCUUCGUGACCCAGGGUUCUGUGGUGCAUCCAAACCCCAACUUCCCACUGGUCCCCCACGUCCGACAUCAAGUAAAUCUGAAUUUCAUCCAGCAGAAGAAGUGAACUCGCGUCUCCUUUUAAUUAGAUUCAUGGUCAGUAACAUAACCAAGCGAAAUGAUUUACUCUCAGCAUCAUUUGAUCACCAGAAUUUUUAAAAAUGAAUUUUAUCAUUUUUGUACAGUUUUUAUGUUUUGUCUCAUUACAUUGAUUUGUGAUACAAAUGUCAAAUAUUUUAAUACCCCCAUUUUUGAGGGGGUCCAAAAAAGUGUUUUUAUUUUAUGUGUAAAGUAAACAAGGAAAAAUGUAAACCUUUAUUUUUAUUAGCUGUAUUCAUACUUUGCUUGCCAGAAGAUGAAGGCUUUGAAUAGACGUUUGUUUUAAAAACAAUCUAACAUGUCACCCUAAGUACGUAGUGCCAAAAGCAGGGAUAGCAAGAAAAAGGGAAAAACCUUAAAUAUUAAAAAAAAAAAGCUCCAAAAAAAUAAAGAAAAAAGCAAACUA
Notolabrus celidotus (New Zealand spotty) is the source of this 5394-nucleotide messenger RNA. RefSeq names its product terminal uridylyl transferase 4 (gene tut4). Bases 343 to 4956 code for a protein of 1537 amino acids. Gene Ontology annotation, molecular function: nucleic acid binding; zinc ion binding; RNA uridylyltransferase activity. The record is from RefSeq and is a predicted model, not a curated record. NCBI's taxonomy places the organism in Eukaryota, Metazoa, Chordata, Actinopteri, Labriformes, Labridae. The transcript has 31 exons.